GUGAGACAAUACUACUUCCAUACUAAAGAGGUAGGCUUUUUUUGGAGGUCUCAAGAAGGUAACAAAUACAAGAAAGUGUGUGUGUGUGUGCGUGUGUGUGAGAGUGUGUGUGUGUGUGUGUGUGUGUGUGUGUGUGUGUGAGUGUGUGUGAGUGUGUGUGUGUGUGUGUGUGUUCGUAAAUGAGCUAGGAUGGGAGGGGGCAGAGGUAGGGAUGAAUUACGUCGGUGAGGGCCAGUGGAGGGACGCGGUGCAGGCUUGCAGCUGCAGGAGGAGGAGGGAUACGGGGAGGGUUGACGCGGCGGGGAUGAGAUUAACGCUCAUGCUAAUAACAACAACAAAAUCCCAAAAUAGAUUGUUCGAUUACAGCUGGAUGGAUUGAAAGUGUUUAAAGUCAGCAGAUUAGAUGACCGAGGGACCGAGGGACGCCGGGAAGAUGCGCUGCGUCCGCGGGGCUUGCGGCUGCUUCUGCGGCGGCGGCGCGCCCUCCGAGCCCGGGGUGAGCAGCGGCGACGCGCAGCCACCGCGCGCGUAGAUGGCCAGCGCAGGUGUCCGGGAAGUGUCGUCACGAGUGGUCGCCGGGCGGAGGGGGCAACGUCCGCGGGGAUGAUGGCGGCCAAGUCCGACGGCCGAGGGGUCGUCACCGGCUUCGCCCAGCUGCGCAACCUGGACGAGGUGGUGGGCACCGGGGAGGAGGGCCGCGACAACGGCAGCUCCUUUCACAUCUGCCACUGCUGCAACACCUCGUCGUGCUACUGGGGCUGCCGGAGCGCCUGCCUGCACUACCUGCGCUCCAGGCGGAGGGACGCGGCGCGGCCACCGCAGGAGGAGCAGCGCCUCUGGCUGGACUGCCUGUGGAUCGUCCUGGCCCUUCUGGUCUUCUUCUGGGACGUGGGGAGCGACGUGUGGCUCUCCGCGCAUUACUACCGCAGCCAAGACUUCCUGUGGUCGGGCAUGACCCUGUUCUUUGUGCUGGUGCCCUCGGUCCUGGUGCAGAUCCUCAGCUUCAGGUGGUUCGUGCAGGAUUACACGGAGGGCGGACUGGGCUCCGUGCAGGGCUUGACGAGUCGCAGAGCCGCGGCCAGUCUGCACCGGGACCGCUGCUGUCGCCUCUCGGUGUGGGUCUGGCAGAGCCUCCUGCACGUCUUUCAGAUGGGACAGGUGUGGAGAUACAUCCGCACCAUGUACCUGGGCAUCCAAAGCCACCGGCAGAAGGAGAACCAGCGGCGCUUUUACUGUGCCAUGAUGUACGAGUACGCUGACGUCAACAUGCUGCGACUGCUGGAGACCUUCCUGGAGAGCGCGCCUCAGCUGGUGCUGCAGUUGUGCAUCAUGAUCCAGAGCAACCAGGUCGAGUGGCUGCAGUGUUCUUCUGCCAUGUCCUCCCUCCUGUCCCUGUCCUGGGUGCUAUCGUCCUACCAUAAGCUCCUGCGCGACUCCCGAGACGACGAGAAGAGCAUGAGCUACCGCGGCGCUCUGGUGCACCUCUUCUGGCGCCUCUUCACCAUCUCCUCCCGGGUGCUCUCCUUCGCCCUGUUCGCCUCGGUUUUCCACAUCUACUUUGGCAUUUUCGUGGUGCUCCACUGGUGCGCCAUGGCUUUCUGGGUCAUCCACGGCGGCACCGACUUCUGCAUGUCCAAGUGGGAGGAGGUGCUGUUCAACAUGGUGGUGGGCGUGGUCUACGUCUUCUGCUGGUUCAACGUGCGCGAGGGGCAGACGCGCUACCGCAUGGUGGCCUACUACGCCGUGGUGCUGCUAGAAAACGCCCUCCUCAGCUCGCUGUGGUACGCGUACCGAGACCCGGCCACCACUGACGCCUACGCCUCCUAUGCCCUCUGUAGCGUCUUCCUGUGCUUUGCCUCGGGUGUGGCCUGCAUGGUCCUCUACUACGGGGUCCUGCACCCUAUGGGCCCCCGCCUGAGGGUCUAUGCCAGCUCCUGUUGUGCGGAACUGCUCUGGGGCCUCCCGUUACCCCCCGAAGCUGAGCCCAUGGCCACCACGCCCGGCCCACGGGGCUCCCAGGCCACUCCAACGCGGGGGCUGGCGGGGGAGUACACGGAGUCUGAUGAAACCGCCACAGACACCUGCCUUCCUGUUUUCCAGGUGAGGUCCACAGAGCCCAUGGACGCAUCCGGCAGGCCCAUCCAAACGGAAGGCCCCCUCAUAAAGAUAGACAUGCCCAGGAAGCGCUACCCAGCCUGGGACGCGCACUUUGUGGACCGACGCCUGCGCAGGACCAUCAACGUGCUGCAGUACAUCAGCCCCAACGCCGUGGGCAUCAGCAUGCAUCUGAUUGUGAGGCGAUGAACGGUUCCUGCACGACGACCCCUCUGAUUCCUGUCGCAGUGCGUUCCAGUUUUACAGUAACAUCUCCACCCGCUCUUACAGUAUAGGAAGAAAUGUCUUUUGUUUUCCUGAUAACUUGGUGCUCAACAAACUCACUCAGUGGUGCUAACAUUGUGGAGUCCACUUUUCCGGGGUUUUCCAAAGAGCAUAAACAAGAAAAAAAACACAAUGCUCGAAAGCAAGCACCUCAAAACCACAAAAAUCUACAGCAGAACUUCCUAAUGGUGCCAUUUUUUUGUUACCACUCAAUGCACAAACAAAAGUGUUCGCAUUGUGUUGUAGUUAUCCUCAGCCUACUUUUUACUUUCAUUUCUUGUCUGUUUGUUAUUUUCAUUCUGGGACAAUGAAAUGCUACAUCAUUUGGUCCCAGAAGCACAAAAACUCCAGAAAGGAAUUGUCUCAAAAAAGAAUAAACACAAAAAAAAUUGUUAUAUCUAGAACGUGUUUGCGGUGUUGUAAAGUCAUCUAUAUGUCCUGUUUGUGUUUUAUUUCAUUAUUAUUGUAGAAUUGGCUGUAACAUUUUAUUGGGAAAUGAAUUUGAUAUUGCAAUGACUAUGAGUGUCACAUUAAUUGCUGCUGAUUUCAAAUAUUAUGACAAAAAAGUGUUGCUUUGUUAAUAUUCACUCAAUUUCUAGAUUGUGUUAGCUUGUGGGUGUAUAUUCAAAUAACUUCUCCCUGGGCUGUAUUUGAUUUCUAUCAAUGGAUGAUUAAAACAAUUGGCACAGUGUGUAAAUUUAGAGAUGGAUUUCAUUGUGAUGGUUGAAUAUAAAAUGUAAUUUCAUGGAAUUCCCUUUCUUUAAAAAAACAAAAAAACAAGCAGAUGUCCAGUAUUGUACCUUUGCCCUGUUUCAGGGAACAAUAUGAAUAUUAUUAAUAUGAAUAACAUAUGGUGCUAAAGUUCUUUUUGUAUGUUUUGGUUUUUAGAUUAAUUAACUAUUAUGCUGAAAAUAUAAUGUAAGCCUUACUGUAGAUUCAUAUAUGAGACUGUUCAUCCCAGAAGAGAAAAAUAAAUAUAGUAUUUGAAAGUGCUGUAUGAUUUGUAUUGUAUUCAUUUCACAUUUAAUUGAUUAGGUUCUGCAAAGGUGAGGUUUACACAUAACUAUUUAUUUACCUGAAUAUAAGACAACAACC
Messenger RNA from Nerophis lumbriciformis (worm pipefish), 3474 nucleotides. It is a transcript of the gene xkr6b, whose product is annotated as XK, Kell blood group complex subunit-related family, member 6b. The record is from RefSeq and is a predicted model, not a curated record. Gene Ontology annotation, cellular component: plasma membrane. Gene Ontology annotation, biological process: engulfment of apoptotic cell; apoptotic process involved in development; phosphatidylserine exposure on apoptotic cell surface. NCBI's taxonomy places the organism in Eukaryota, Metazoa, Chordata, Actinopteri, Syngnathiformes, Syngnathidae.